This is a messenger RNA of Podarcis lilfordi (Lilford's wall lizard), 828 nucleotides long. The record is from the annotation of a GenBank genome assembly. Lineage: Eukaryota; Metazoa; Chordata; Lepidosauria; Squamata; Lacertidae.
AUGCUUGCGUUUUACUCUCCAAGGAUCCCUUCAGCUAUCAUCAGGCAGAAACCACUCUUGGCAAGGUACGAUAUCAUCCCAACAAGAGUUUUUAUGGAUAGCAUGAUCCACCCCCUCCUACUUGCUGGUCACGGUACGGAGUGGACUCUGUCGGAGAGGUCGGGAGUACCUCGGGACAUCGAGCCUCCUCUUCUGGAGGAUAUCCAUCCGCACCGAAACUGGACUCACCCUACGUCCCCACGAGCUCUAAAGAAACCCACUGGCGCAAGUAAUUCUCUGACCCCGCCGGAGGAAAGAGAGCUUUUAGCCACUUUUGGCGACCUUCCACCGAGAGAACAACAAGAAAUAAUUGAUAGACUAGAAGUACUUAAUCAUCAGCUCAUACACGUCCAGAAGAACGGAAAAGUCCUGCCCACUCUUCAGGAUAACUCCGCCAGCUUUUCGGAGUCGUGGUUUAAGGGAGCAGGAAGUCUUCCAUACCUUAGUCCAGCUCCUAAACCCAUGCCUCCACCACUUGUGGGCAAAACCCACCGACGCUUGGUAGAACCAGGUUUUGCCUCUCAAGCUGGCCCCUCAUCCCAACUCUUGAUAAAUUUUGACUCGCCCUCCAAGAGUCCCCCGCUGAGGAGUGUAACCCAGAGUUCCUUCCACCAAAACAACUCCUUACCAUCUAAUCCAUCAAUGCCGGAACUGGAGUCCUCAUACUCCCCUGAGCAGCAUAGACCCGACAUACAUACGGUACCAGUACGCCGAACAUCCCCUGUACCUUUGCCAGCAUUAGGUCAGGGAGUGUCCCACCUACAUCAAAAAUGGCCCGGAUUUGAUUGA